Messenger RNA from Hypoxylon fragiforme, 1218 nucleotides. Its product is annotated as alternative oxidase. Lineage: Eukaryota; Fungi; Ascomycota; Sordariomycetes; Xylariales; Hypoxylaceae. Gene Ontology annotation, biological process: alternative respiration. The transcript has 6 exons. Gene Ontology annotation, molecular function: alternative oxidase activity. The record is from RefSeq and is a predicted model, not a curated record. Gene Ontology annotation, cellular component: mitochondrion. Bases 114 to 1178 code for a protein of 354 amino acids.
CGAAUACAUAGUCACCUAGUUCUUCUUUACUCAAACAGACCUUCCUAGUUGUACUACCUUGAACCAAUACCCUUCCUUCUAUUGGUCACAGUGUUUGAUUCCGUCUGCCACCAAUGUCGAUGUUAUCAACAAAGGUUCAAACCAAGCUCUGUGCGCAGAAACAGCUUGCCCAGCUAUCCAGAGCUGCGGCGACCUCGACCCUAGCAGUAUAUUCAACAGGUAUCCGCGUUGGCAUCGUAGCCUCCCAACACGUUGGAGGCUCUCGAGCCUUUUCCACAAACCCAGUAACACAGUUCCGAGAAUUUUUUCCAGUCAAGGAGACGGAGAACAUCCGUAAGACACCAGCAGCAUGGCCCCAUCACGGAUUUUCUGAAGCGGAGAUGCAUGCCGUUGUUCCAGCACACCGCAAGCCGAAGACCUGGGGUGACUGGAUUGCCUGGAAAGCCGUUCGCUCUUGCCGAUGGGGCAUGGACUUCUUCACUGGGAUGGGAAAGGAGCAAAAGGUCGACAAGACCAACCCAACAACAGCCGUAGAGACGAUCAAGCCGUUGAGCGAGGCCCAAUGGCUGCUGCGAUUCCUAUUCCUGGAGUCCAUCGCUGGAGUUCCAGGCAUGGUUGCUGGCAUGUUAAGGCAUCUUCACAGCAUCAGACGCCUCAAACGCGAUAACGGUUGGAUUGAGACGCUUCUAGAGGAGAGUUACAACGAGCGAAUGCACCUUUUGACGUUUAUGAAGAUGUGUGAGCCAGGAUGGAUCAUGAAGCUCAUGCUCAUUGGCGCUCAGGGGGUUUACUUUAACGGGCUCUUCCUAAGCUACUUGAUAUCGCCCAAGAUCACACACCGAUUCGUCGGUUAUCUCGAAGAGGAAGCCGUCCACACCUACACACUAGCCAUCAAGCAGAUCGAAGAGGGACACUUACCGAAGUGGGCCGACCCAGAGUUCAAGGUCCCUGACAUCGCGGUUCAAUACUGGCACAUGCCGGAGGGGAAGCGGACGAUGAAGGACCUGAUCCUCUACAUCCGGGCCGACGAGGCUUGCCAUAGAGGCGUGAACCACACUCUCAGCAACUUAAAACAAAACGAAGACCCCAACCCCUUCGUCAGCGUGUAUAAAGACGGCCAAAGCCCCCCGAGACCUGCCUUGAAGGCAGAGGGCUACGAGCGCGAAGAUGUUAUUUAAACCCCACCCACUAGAACGGAAUCCUCGCGGAUUCUAUCGA